Messenger RNA from Heterobasidion irregulare TC 32-1, 8105 nucleotides. RefSeq lists its product as uncharacterized. Gene Ontology annotation, cellular component: cytosol. Gene Ontology annotation, biological process: cellular response to amino acid starvation; regulation of translation. Gene Ontology annotation, molecular function: protein kinase regulator activity. NCBI's taxonomy places the organism in Eukaryota, Fungi, Basidiomycota, Agaricomycetes, Russulales, Bondarzewiaceae. The record is from RefSeq and is a predicted model, not a curated record. The transcript is spliced from 29 exons. Bases 1 to 7770 code for a protein of 2589 amino acids.
AUGGACUUCCUUCAGGCUCUUCUGCCGGAUAUUGAGCAGUGGAUUGGCUCUACGUCUCUUGACGAAAUGGAAUCUGCAGAGGGAAGUUACGUCUGGCACAGAGAUUGCGUCCUUGAGCAAUGGUCGCCGGGUUUAGAGUAUGCACAUAACACGUUGUUGACGAGCAAGACAAGUGUGCGCGUGCAGUUUCUCCAAGAAGAGUUGUUAUCAUUGUCUAGGAGAGAUGAUCUCAACCUGUCUCAGACACUGGAUAUCUUCAAACUUCUUACCGAAACUUACCCACGAUAUGUAGAUCAUGCGUCGAGAGGGGCCGUAGAGGCCGUCGGAUUGGAGCUCGUACGUGUAGAUGAAGCGCGAGAAGAAAAGUUGGGUGUCUUGGAACAAAUUGUAGGGUGGAUAUCGAUUGAAGUGGGCAGAAUAUCCAAAGGAACAACCUCGUAUGCUCCAUCGGACAUGUUUGUUUUGCUGGGCUGGUGCUGUGGGCUAUACGCGGUCUGCGUCGAGAUCGACAAACACUUCGUCUCUUCGCAUUCUUGGAAUCUUCUCACUGGAUCUCUGGCCCUACUCGUGGAUACUCUGAUGAAUCCAACCACAUGUGCGAAACCCUCGAUGAAGAAAAGUGUCUUGGUUCGAACACGGCGGGCUUUGCGAUCGGUACGCGACAAUAAUCACGACCGAAGAGGAUGUGCAGCUGUACUAACUUAUUUAAAGGCACCACAAUACCUGAUGGACCUCUUAAACACACUUAUAUUGCAUUCCAAGUCGUCCUCGUCGCCCCUUGCGUCGAUCCCUCUGCUAGGCAUUGCUGUGGACGUUGUUGGGCAUCUGAAAACCGUCAAGGAUCAAAGCCUUAAGUCUGUCCCAGAGAACAUCAAGAUCGAAAUCAUCACUUUAUACUCAAGCUCAAUUCUCAUGGCCCGGACAAUCGUAUCAAGUCAUGUUUUGACUUCCCUCAAAGGCUUUCUUCAAACCCUUUCUGAAAGCGAUUUCUCUCAUCAAAUACUCCCUACGAUGGAAAAGGCACUCCUUCGUUCUCCGGAAUACGCUUUGGAAGUCACACGCGAAUUCUUCAAUGUUUACCCACAUACCCUCGACGUCGAGACAUUCCGCCAAAUUCUGACGCCAACGCUAAGCUGUUCCAAGUCGGCCAAUUCCUUAGUUCGUUCAGGCUCAACGUUACUAUUCAAGAUCAUCAUCGGAAGAAGCUCCCCUGAUAGUGUGGAGUUUGCGGCUACAGAACUUCUCAACCUGGCAAAGGCAAAUACGUCUUCGGGCCCUGAUCGACAAAUCCUCUACAUUAUGCUCGGGAGCCUCUUGCCUUCCGAAACGGUGUCUAGGUCCAUGCUCCAAAUCGCCCCGGCGCUUAUUGUGAAGGACACUCGCGAUGUCACGAUAUCCGCUCUCGGCUCCGCCCUGGCAUCUCACGUUCUGUUCCAUCUCCGCGAAAAUAGACCGUUACCUCCCGGCACGUUAGCAUCUCUGGUAAGUGGAAUGCAAAGCACGAAGCCUGCGAUUCGGCGUGCAUUUUUAUCUUUGGUCGGUGACGCAUUCUGGGAACUUGGAAGCGUCUCGACAGAAGAGUCUCAGCACCUUGCUAAGGCAGUAUUUCAAGCCUUCGAAGCGAGCUUGAAGGCGGUGGCUGCAAAUCCCUUGACUGGGGCAUUGGACGGUUAUGUGGCCUUAGGGAUUUUACUUGGACCUUUCUCUCGCUCCGGCGCCUUCGAGGAUGCAAUUGCGCGCAACGCUAUCGUCCAAUCCAUAUCCGCGACUUCUUCGAAGCCGUCAUUCCUCUUAUGGGAUAAAGUCUACUUGAAAAUAAACAACGAAGAAGAACAGACAUGGCUUCUGAGAGCUCUGACGAGCACUUUGAUGUUCUAUCACAAGGAAUUGUCAAGCAACCAGUCGUUCAGGACACAGCUCGGUUCGGCUUUCCUUCAUCUUGCUGUCGAUUGCCAAAGUCCAGAAUUUCGCAGACAAACUAUAUCUACUGUGAAUCGUGUGGCAUCCUUUUCCCCACAGGUCGUCAAUGCUGUUGUCCACGAUGCUCUACUGGCUCACGUUGUCCGAGGCAAGGCUUUUUCACUAAAACAGCAGAAUGGGACUUCAGACGAUCACCAGCCCACGAGGAACACGCAGCCUCGACUAAUGGCUUUCUUAUCGGCAAGUGUGUCCUUCAGCGAUGAUGUAGAUACAUUUAAACGAGAAGAGCUCCUCUCUGACCUUGUGAUUUUGGGCCAUCACCCAUCGAUCUGCGGAAAUUCGAGACAAGCAUGGAUAGAGCUCUGCCAAAAAGCACAAGUUGAUCCAAGGUCACUCGUGAAUCAUCAAUUGGACAAACUCUUCCAAAUCAUUUUAGAUGCCAGCGAGGAUGACGGGAAGAGCGAGUCGAUCAGGAUCCGCGAAUCGAGCUAUAGAGCGUUCACAACCCUAGCGUUCGUGUCGCCCGAUACGGUGCUUCCUCGGAUCAUGGAGCAGUUGCGCACGGAUCUUGAUUCUGAUGUCAAAACGCUCAGUAAUACGGAUGUGGACAUCUGGAGUGCUCCCGAGGGCACUCCCUUCAUCGAUGUACUAUUAUUGAAGAAAGCCCCUGAGACGCAGACGAAAGGCAAAGGAGCCGAUUUGGCGAAAUGGGAUGCCGAAAUUCGCAAAUCUCUAGCUGGGAAAAAAAAUGUGGCCGCUCCCAUACUAUCCAAGCAGGACGCAGCUUUGGUGAAAGCGCAAGUAGAGAAGGAAUCACAAAUUCGCCGGCGCGUCACUGGGAUCAAAACAAGGUUGGAGCGUGGCCUGCAGGUCAUCAGCCACCUCGUAUCGGGGAAUAUCGACGGUCUGCAUGAGCAUGUUUCGGAUCUCGCAGGUCUCCUUUUGUACGGAGGCUCCCUCGGCAAAGGAUCGGCACUUGUGGGAAGGAGCUCUUUCGACACUUAUCUGGAUUUAUCGAAAUGCUGCUCUGUUCGUCUCGAUACAUUCGGAACAUGGACCGGAAUUGCAACUCUACGCAGCCUCGAAAUGGCUGCAGUUCCAGAAGAAUUGAAGACCGAACCGAUCAAUGAACUGCUCACAAGGGUUUUAUACCGGCUUCGCUCACUAUCGGAACAGACGCCGCUAGAUUCAGCCACCUUCUCUUAUAUAUUCCCUCUCCUUCGACAAGUUCUUUUCCAGGGCGGCAUCGGGCUCAACGAAGAAGAUGAUCCACUCGAACAAGUGUCUCUGUCUCUGAGUAUCAUCAAAUUCCACUGCGGAGAGUUCAAUGAUGCGGCCUUCCCUCGAUUUCAGAUCAUCGAGGGGUUGCUUCAUGCCAUGCGUCACCAGCUAAAGCUCAGCAAAGAAGCUUCUUCAACACUCAUUGAACUCAGUCAAGCUAUUUAUCCGAACGCCACAAAAGACGAAACUGCGUUACUUCUACGUGGCACUCUAUCGCAAGAAGCUCACGUUCGCACGUCUUGUCUGCAGGCCUUGCAGCCCUUUGACCUGACCGACCUCGACUGGUCACCAGCACUUUUGGUCGCGGUUCACGAUAGUGAUGAACAAAAUGCAAGGCUCGCAGGGCAUAUAUGGGAAGAUAACGGGCUAGACAUCCCCGAAUCUUACCUUCCAGAUCUAUUAACCUUCCUUGAUCACGAGAAUGCCUAUGUACGUACCAGCGCGGCAGCUGCGUUUAUAGAAGCCGUCGACCACUGGCCAUCAUCCACGACAUCAACUCUUAUUGCCCUGCAGGAUCUCUACCGUGAUAAGGCGAAAAUCCUUGCUCCUGAAUUUGAUCAAUACGGCAUGCUUGUUGAACAAAGCCUUGAUCGCACGGACCCAUGGCAAGCACGUUUGGCAAUUGCUGAAGCGUUUCAACAUUUGGCGCCCCUGUUCACCAAAGCCGACGUCGCGCCUUUCUUCGAAUUUUUGAUAAAGCAUGAAGCUCUCGGAGAUCGCAAUGCAGAUGUGCGGAGAGGGACUCUCGAUGCUGGCAAUAUCGUCAUCGAUCAUCACGGCUCUGCGCAUCUUACGGAUCUCAUCCACACUUUUGAGGAUCACCUAGCGCAAUCAAACACAUCGUCCGAGACUGCCGACUACAUACAAGAAGCCGUCGUCAUCCUUUUCGGCCGUGUGGCCCGUCAUCUUGACGUAACGGAUUCUCGGUUGCCAACCAUUGUUACACGGCUUGUUGAGGCUUUGAAGACCCCGUCAGAACAGGUCCAAUUUGCUGUCUCUGAUUGUCUGGCCCCUCUCGUGAAACUCACCAAAUCUUCGGUUUCCACGCUUGUCGAUCAGCUUUUCGACGAACUUUUUGGUGCGCCCAAGUAUGCCGCUCGACGAGGUGCUGCAUAUGGCCUCGCUGGAGUUAUCAAGGGCGUUGGUAUCUCUGGGAUGAAAGAGUUUGAUAUACUCACACGUCUACGAACUGCGACCGAGGACAAAAAGCAAUAUGAACCGCGACAAGGUGCCAUGUUCGCCCUCGAGACAUUUUCAAGCACGCUUGGAAGGCUUUUCGAGCCCUACGCAAUUCAUGCUCUGCCUCUCCUUUUAACUUCGUUUGGCGAUUCGAUACCCGAUGUGCGCGAAGCUGCUACCGAUGCCGCACGAGUUAUCAUGGGUAAUAUGUCUGGUUAUGGUGUGAAGCUGAUUCUGCCAGACCUUCUCUCAGGUUUAGAUGAAAAACAGUGGCGAACUAAGAAAGGAUCGAUCGAACUCUUAGGAAUGAUGGCCUACUGUGCUCCGAGACAGCUUUCGCAAUCACUUCCGAUCAUCAUUCCCCGUCUCACUGGCGUUCUGACUGACUCUCAUGCUCAAGUUCGCGCUGGUGCGAACAAGAGCUUGAAACAAUUUGGGGAAGUCAUUAGCAAUCCGGAGAUUCAAGUACUAGUUCCUAUAUUCUUGAAGGCCAUGGUCGAUCCAUCCAAGACACCCAAUGCUCUAUCUUCUUUGUUGAAGACAUCCUUUGUACACUAUAUUGAUCAUUCCUCCUUGGCCCUUGUCAUUCCUAUCUUAGAGCGUGGACUUCGAGAGAGAAGCGCCGACACGAAACGCAAAGCAGCUCAAAUUGUUGGUAAUCUAGCGUCUCUCACCGAUUCAAAAGAUUUCGUGCCAUACUUGUCAUCCCUCUUACCAAUGGUCCAUAUCGUCUUGGUUGAUCCUGUUCCAGAGGCUCGGGCCACUGCGGCUAAGGCGUUAGGUACUCUGGUCGAGCGUUUGGGUGAAGUGCAUUUCCCUGAUCUGGUGCCGAGUCUAAUCAGAACCCUCAAGACCGAUACGUCCGGAGUUGAUAGGCAGGGUGCAGCUCAAGGGCUCAGUGAGGUCCUUUCGGGUCUGGGAAUGGAGCGUCUUGAGGGACUUCUGCCUGAUAUCAUUGCCAAUGCCCAAUCACCACGGAGCACUGUCAGAGAGGGAUUCAUGUCACUCCUUGUCUUUUUACCCGCCACAUUCGGUACUCGCUUCCAACCUCACCUACCCAAGAUCAUCUCCCCCAUCCUCAGUGGGCUUUCAGAUACAGAGGAAUAUGUCAGAGAGGCUGCUAUGCGAGCAGGACGAAUGAUUGUCACUAAUUAUUCCAGUCGAGCGAUAGACCUCCUUCUUCCGGAACUCGAACAUGGAAUGUUUGAUCCUGGUUGGCGCAUCAGGCAAUCUUCCAUCACGCUAGUCGGCGAGCUCCUUUUCAAAGUAUCUGGAAUCAGCGGCAAGUCCGAGAUCGAGGAAGACGAUGACGGUGUUGAUGUGGCCGUGGCGGAGACCUCUAGGAAAGCACUCACAGAGGUUUUGGGGGCCGAACGCAGAGACCGCAUCCUCUCAGCGCUCUACCUUGCUCGCCAGGAUGCCAUUCACGCUGUCCGCCAGUCGUCAAUACAUAUUUGGAAGGUGCUUGUCGCCAACACCCCAAGGACCGUAAGGGAAAUAUUACCAGAGCUUGUUUCUCAAGUUUUGCUUCUACUCUCUAGUUCGGAGUUUGAUCAACAAGAGACGGCAGCUCGUACAACUGCAGAGUUGUGCCGCAAAUUUGGUGAAAAAGUCAUGGGCGAAAUAGUGACAACUCUCCGAAACAAAUCAACCUCACCUGAUUCUAGGACAAGACGGAGUGUCUGCUUGAUGCUAUGUGAAGUCUUAACUAGCUCUAAUGAUGCCCAGCGAGAAGGUCACGAAGACGAUAUCAUCUCCAUGGUUAGAACAUCUCUCGUUGACGACGACAGUAGUGUCCGGUCCGCGGCUGCGAAAGCGUUCGACGUUCUGCAAGAACAUCUGGGCGCGAAAGCGAUCGAUCAAACGAUUCCCACCUUGUUAGAGGCCUUGCGUCAACCCGGUGAGAGCUCCGGUACUGCACUCAAAGCCCUCAAAGAAGUGAUGAGCGUCCGAGCAUCCACCGUGUUCCCUGUACUGAUUCCCACUUUGACCACCACCCCCAUGACUGUCUUUAAUGCUCGAGCACUGGCGUCUCUUGUAACUGUAGCCGGUAACGCGUUGAGCCGGCGGCUCUCUGUUAUUCUUGGUACAUUGGUCAAGGCCAAUGAAUCAUUAGACGACCAACCCGAUGAGGAUCUCCAAGAAGCUAUAGAGGAGGCAAUCAAAUCCCUUCUGGCAUCGGUGAAUGACCCAGAAGGAUUGAACACGCUAAUGCUGCUCCUUCUAGGAUGGGUCAAACAUGAUGAUCCCAAGCGCCGUAUCAGCGCAUCUAAAUAUUUCGCUCUAUUUUGCCAAGUCUCUGAGCUCGAUUCAUCAUUGUACCGUGUGGAUUGGAUUCGCCAGCUUGUCUCGUCAUUAGACGAUCGCGAUAUUGCGGUUCAUACGGCUGCGUGGAACGCAUUUGACAUAUUUGUCAAGUCUAUUCCGAAGGAUGAACUCGAACCUCUGGUCGUGCCUCUUCGAAGGACUAUUGAAGGAACCGGGGGUCCUGGUUCUACCGUUCCAGGCUAUAGUCUUCCCAAAGGCAUUGCUCCCUUUGUCCCGAUCGUCAUCGCAGGUCUUACAACAGGUAGUAACGAGCAAAGAGAGCAGGCUGCGUAUGCGAUCGGCGAUCUCGUCGAACGGACAGAACAAAAUGCCAUGAAACCCUUUGUUGUCCCCUUCACAGGCCCUCUUAUUCGUGUGGCCACUCAGGCAACGACCUACCCGCCGGCUGUCAAAACUGCCAUCCUGAGUGCACUAAUGACAAUGUUGGAGCGGAUCCCAGCGUUUGUCAAGCCCUUCUUUCCUCAACUACAGCGCACCUUUGUCAAGAGUACGAGUGACGCAGCGAGUGCUGUUGUUCGGACGAAGGCUGGGCAGGCUUUAGGUGUUCUGAUGAAGAAUCAGCCGCGUGUAGACCCAGUUGUCGCAGAGUUAAUUACAGGGGCAAGAUCGAACGAUGACAGUAUUGCGGGUAGUUUGAUUCUCGCUUUGGCCAACGUUGUCAGGAGUGGAGGAGAUAAUGUUGGUGAGAAGGCCAAAGAGUCCGCAUUGGAAGUCGUAGCAGAUGCAUUCAAAGAGAGCCAUGACGAACAUUAUCUGCAAUCAAUUGCACAACUCUUCGCGUCGCUCUCUCUUCAUCCCAAACUUGUUCAGCCCAUCGUCGAGACCUACCUCACAGGCGGCACGCCUCCAAACAUUCUAUCUUCACACUGCAUACUUGCAGUCUUGUCGCCAUCUGAUGGAAACGAUCCAGAAAUCGACAUAUACAGUGUCUUCCAUGACUUACGAAAUGUCUUGCAGAAGCUACAGGAAAACAUUGGGACGGACAAGCCGAGUAUCGCUCGUCCUGCGCGGGAAGCCCGAGAUCUACUGAAACGGCUAGACGAAACAUUACACGGAUCGUAGGGCUUAGUUUCCUAGUGCAGCCGACUGCCAAAAAUCGAGACUCAGUCUUAUCUACUGUUCUGCAAGAUCAUUGUAUAUUAAUCAAAAGUCGGUAUAACAAACGAUGGCGUUAGUGGAGUCGUGUGCGAAAGGCUUCUGUCUGGGGAUAUGCGAAGUGAGUCGAUGAUGGUCUGCAAUCCUACAUUCCCUCCAAGUCUAUCGAUUUCUUCGUACGUUUGCUUCUCGAGCUUGUGCAGCACCCGCAGUGUGUAGUCGAACGAUUUCGUGUGAUUCUGGAGGUACGAAAUUAUAUGCACUUUCAGGGUCGGCGUUGUUGGACGCUUCUGGAGUACAUC